AUGGAUGCAUAUGCGGCUGUUCUCGACCGGCGCAUCCUGCGACAGUUCCUUCCGGGUGAAAUCAGGAGCAUCGCUGUUGCAGAGGAUGCUCGAAAGCACUUCGAGCUCAUUAAAUGCCGCUGUGUAACUCGUGACUUCACGGUGACGAGUUUCGUGCUGGACCUCACGGAGGCUUUUUCCAAGGAGACGCUCUCCAAGGCGGAGACGCUGUUGGCUUCAAUGCAGAAGUUUUCCGGGGGAUCGGCAGGUGUGAUGCAAACCUUCCGGGUUUUCUGUUCAGACGGAGAACCGGCUGAGCAAGCGUGUCCUCAGAUGCUGAAGGGCCUCAGCGGCUUCAAUUUGAAGGCUAGCUUCAGAUGCAAUCUUCAUUCCGCCCAACGAUCAUUGGAGAAUAUUCUCCAAGGAAACCCCAACAUCACCAAGCUGCUGGAUGUGCUAAUAUCAAAGUACAGCUCAAGCAGCAGAGGUGGGGAUCCAGGAGGAUUUGCCCGUGCACUGAAAAACAGUGCGCGAUUGAACAAGUUGUUCACAGAUCACUGUCAACAGGUCGAUGGGAUCAUGAGGCGGGCUGGCACGCUUUCAUACGCCCCUCAAAGAUUUGACACGAUACUGGAAGUCUGUGAGACUUUGUGCGUCAACAUGAGGGCUGUCGUAUCCUGCUUGCAAGAACUGGUGGUCCGAGGAGACCAGCACAAGGCGUGGGCUGCUGGGCUUCUACAGCAGCUGUCACCCGACAACAUGGUAUUGCUCAGCCUGGUGGCAGAGCUGCUGAGAACGGCUAAAAAAUAUAUUCAUGCAUUCGACAAUCUGCGAAAGGGUCCGUCUUCCUUGGCGAGGGCAUCACAUCUUCUGCGAGGAUUGAAGCAGGAAUGCAACCAGCUGUUUUCAUUCCGACAGGAGUCGGGGCAGUUCCAGGAGCCACUGGUCCUGUCUAGGCACUACGAUGCUGGAAUGCUAUCUGUGCUCAGACGUGGUUAUGAUUUCCUGUCUGCAGAGGCUAUUAUGCACAAGAACGACCUUGUCUACUUCAAGCCGGGAACAGAUGAGGCCACCUUCAGGAAGAGUGUCGCGAAAACAUUAGGUGCCAUCGAGGUUCUUUCGCAGGAUCUCAUCCUCGCGCUCGAGGCCAAUCAUUGCACAGGGAUUGCAGCUGCUUUCUUCCCCUUUGACACGGAGAGCUGGAUGGCGGAGUGUGAUGAUGCAGCCUUGUUGGGCCCUUAUGUGUCUGCAAAGAAGCUCCAUGCAGAAAUCCUGGUCCAGCAGUACAAGAUCGCGAGGCCCACCAUGGCGGUGCUCCGGAGGCAAGGCGUUCUGGACAUUGCCAAAGCAUGGGGACAGACAGUGAAACAUUGGCAGUCCCAGCUACCCGUUCUAGCUCAAGCGGUGAGUCUUUUCUUGGUGUCGUUCGAGUCCACCGGCGAGAUCGAGCAGGACCUGAGCCACCUGGAAAUGUAUUCGUCCGGGAGGUCCCUGAUGCGUUGUCGGCUCGAUGGCUUGCCUCCUCACGAGUUUGUAGUUACAGUGCAGGAAUCCAGGGAGAGGCCUGCAACGUAUGCACUGAGUGCGGAUGCUGCUGAAACUCAGCAGCUUUUUGUGGACAUGUUCGGGGGCGGCCGUGGUAAUGUUUGCAAGAAUGGUCUUCCGCGAAGGACAAUCCCCAAGGCCCUCUGUGCACCGGGCGAGCCAGGAGAGGCACCUGUCCUUCAACCCGGCAAGGAAUCGCGAGCAAGUCUCAAGCGGAAGCGCGAGUCACAGGUGGCUUUGCUCAGUCCCGGCGAAGCACCAGACAUGGCUGCGCUUGCUGCAGUGGCAGCCAACGCUGCAUCGGACAGCAAAGGCGAAGAGCAUAGAUCGGUCCGUCAGGCCAUCGAGAGAAUCCAGAACCAGAAGCGAAAACGAUUCUUGCAAUUGCUUGAUGGAGCGCAGUGCAGGAAGAAGUAUGAUCAGGCUGUGCAAAAGGAGAGAGUCCUGCGUGAAAAUUUAGAAAAAGCCUUGAAACACAAGGCUUCAGAUGUGUACGUGGCGACACCCAUGCAUGUCCAAGAAGUUCUGGUCGUCUGCAACGAUGGCACGGACACCUCGGCCCUGACUCGUUGGGGUUUACGCGUCCUGCUGUGGACAGGAGCUGUGGAGGAGUAUACCACCAUCCCCCAAGUUGAGGCAAAGAACAUCGUGUGGUUCUUGCCCGACAUAGCGACUGAGUGUUCCUUUGCUAUGAUGCCCGAUUCGUGUGAGAUCACACCAAUGCAUUUCGCAUCGAGGGCCCUUGGAGGAUGGCUUGCUGGUCCUGACUGGAUGAGAACAUGUCAUGGCAGGGGUCAGGUCGUCACUCCCAUGCUUCGUCUCGCACGUGGCUUCGACGAGAUCCUGGAGCUUUACAUACACAAGUCUGCGGGGCGGACACGGGAUCCCGUGGCAGAGGGGAUAGUCCGUCUUAUGCGGGCAUCCGAACCAUUGCCGGUGAGCAAGCAAUGGUCUCUCCACCGGAAGUGGAAACAUGUGAAAGGCGCCACAGCCUGUGUCCUUGCUGUACCCGGAUACAUCAAAAACGCUCAAGAGGAGCAAAACAGGAAGGGCUCCCAAGGUCGUGUGAUGGAUGCCAACGGAUUCCUGUGUUUAUGCACUCAGUGGCUGCACUGA
This is a messenger RNA of Symbiodinium sp. CCMP2592, 2640 nucleotides long. The record is from the annotation of a GenBank genome assembly. Lineage: Eukaryota; Dinophyceae; Suessiales; Symbiodiniaceae.